Messenger RNA from Drosophila ficusphila, 2017 nucleotides. Its product is annotated as cysteine and histidine-rich protein 1 homolog. The transcript is spliced from 8 exons. Gene Ontology annotation, cellular component: nucleus. NCBI's taxonomy places the organism in Eukaryota, Metazoa, Arthropoda, Insecta, Diptera, Drosophilidae. Gene Ontology annotation, molecular function: zinc ion binding. Bases 224 to 1435 code for a protein of 403 amino acids. The record is from RefSeq and is a predicted model, not a curated record.
ACCGUCUGGCAAGACUCAUUUUUCGGCGAAAACUCACUGGGGAAACGUCGCGGAGACGGAGACAUAGACUGUUGAGAAAGUGGCUAAAUAGUGCCAUACGAAUUGAGUGUGAGAGCGGGAGAGCGCAACUGGGUGUUCUUGUGUGUGUGUCAUCAGUGUGUGGGUGUGCGAGAGCCAAGGAAAAACAUAAUAAACAAACAUACUUCCGAGGAAGUUCCCAAUCAUGUCGACGGUGGAGUCCUCCAGUUCGGCGGUCCAACAGCCGCCGUCCUCGACCUUGCCCCUUCUGGGCGACAACCAGGUUGUGAUGCAGGCGUCCACCUCCAGUUCUGCUUCCUCGGCCUCUGCCUCUUCCUCGGGGGGCGGUGGCAGUGUGGUGGGGGUGCCGCUGGACACGCAGAGCGGCGGCGAGCCGCCGGCUAAGAAACAGCUACUGGACGGUGGGGCACCUAGCAGCAGCUCGCUUUCCAGUGCGGCAGCCGCCUCCGGGAUGCACGAAAAGCUGGCCCACCGCAUCUCCAAUGCCCUGUGCUGCGCCGUCUGCCUGGAUUUGCCCAAAACAGCCAUGUACCAGUGUCAAAUGGGUCACUUGAUGUGCGCCGCCUGUUUCACGCAUCUUCUGGCGGAUGGACGCCUGCGCGACCAAAUUGCUACUUGUCCUAAUUGCCGCGUGGAAAUCUCGAAGAGCACGGCUUCGCGUAACUUGGCCGUGGAGAAGGCCGCUAGUGAACUGCCCAGCGAUUGCCAGUUCUGCAACAAGGAGUUCCCUUACAAAUCACUCGAACGCCAUGAACAACACGAGUGCCAGGAGCGGCCCACCAAGUGCAAAUAUCAUCGCAUUGGCUGCCAGUGGCGCGGACCCUUCCAUGAGACUACCGAGCACGAGCGCAACUGCUUGCAUCCCCAGAAGUCCGGAUACGAGGUGAUGGCCGCCCUGGAGGCCCACGAUGUGAUGAUCAAGGAGGAAAAGAAGAUGUUUAACACCCUGAUUGACUUGCUGAGCUAUGAGAAGAUUAUAUUUAAUGAUCUCCAGAUGAAACCCUACCGGACGGACGAGUACGUGCACAAGCUCUUCUACGAGACGGCCCGCUUCUCGGCCUUCAACCAGCAGUGGGUGGUGAAGGCGCGAAUCAACAACAGCCAGCGCGAUCCGCACCAGUCGAACGAGCGCACCAUCACCUACCAGCUGAUCCUGAAGACCAAGACCAGCACGCCCAUGAGCAUACACUUCUUUGCGCUGAAGGGUCCGUUCUCGGACAUGAAAGUCUCCACGCAGAUCUACAAACACGAGUUUACUGAGACGAGCACCGAGAGUGAGUAUUAUGUUUUGCCAUUGCCAGAUGGCGUCGGCGGCAGUGGAUCGAGUGAAUGCAACCGCAUGCUGGCCAACAAAGGCAUAAACUUCCGGCUGCUCAUGUUUCUGCUGAACAAGUAAACACGUUCGACAAGCAGCGGAUAAACAUUUUCAAUUUAGCUUAAGUUUGUUGUUUCAAACUCUUGAAUGUGCAAAAUCUAGAUAUAGUUGACUUAUAUUUUCUAUAAAUGUAAAUGUAACUGAAACCACGAGCCCACUUUCGGUUAGUUAAGCUGUUAGUGCUGGCGGCGCAAUGGAAGCGAUUGGUGGACAAGACAAGACGGCCGAUGUGUUUGACUAACGUUAAAAUGAUCUCACAGGAAGGAGCCAACCCCGCUAACCCGAUAAUAUCGAUAAUAACCAUUAAAUAGCUGUAGAUUAACUGUCCGGACGCAAGGACCUCGAGUCCACGGCUCCGUUUUCACUGUAAGAAGAACAACACCAAGUUGAAACUCGAACCCCCGGGCCUAAUGCAAAAACAACCAAACUAAAAAAACAAGAACUAGAGUCCUCACAUUCAAAUCUUGUCUAAUCCUCGUUCUGUUGACCCUCUUACGAUUUAAUGCUUUGAACUUACAUUCGUACAUGUAAUAUUUAUAUGCAUCGUUAAAUGAUAACUAUACCUAAUGCAUAUACAAUAAAGAUACUUCUUAAUAAAUAAAA